AUGACACCCAUCAAGAACCGCUUCCUCUUUCCAAAAGCACAAGCGCCACUCGCCCUCCUUCUUUUCCUGCCGACAACCCUCUUUUCUCCACGGAAGCCUCCUGUCAUCGAAUCCUUCGUCACGCCACAUUGGUGUCACCCCCAACAGCCGCCGCUCUUCCACAUCCAACUGCCCCCAUCAACCACCAUCACCAUAGCCGAGCCAAUCACCACACCCGCCUCCUCCAUGCUCCUACCAAACAGUCUGUCAACCCAUCCCACUCCAGAACCCCUACUAUCUUCCGUCCACAUUCCUCCCCUGACACCACUGGUUCCACGGAACAGGCCCAUCGAUCCCUCCACCAACCACUCUCGUCCCUCUCUACCGCCACAUCAACCCCCUCCACUGACACCAGUACUGCCUCCUACGUCAACGCUACAGCAGCCCUGGCUUCCCCAACGCGACCCAGCGACAUCCCCACCCGCCUCCUCUUCGCCAGCCUUUCGCUACACCCAACCAGCCCACAAUCCCAACAACUCUGGAACCUCUCAGCUACCGAAUCUUUCUUCCCCAUUCCAACGCCUCCAGCCCACAGCCAUGGCCAAAACCAAAACCAAGAGGAGCCGUACCAAGCGUCGCCAGACCCCACCGCGAGCUCCAACACCACUGAUUCCUUCCUCCAAAGCCUCAGCAACAACAGCAACAACAACCGCUCCAUCCUCCAGCCAAGAGAGCCACGGCAUAGGAGCCCAACCAGACCCACUCCGCCCAGACCCAAGCGUCGCCGCCGCAAAUGAGUCCACCAGCAGCAACAGCUCCUCUUCCUCCUCAUCCUCCUCAUCCGAAAGCAACAGCAACCAUGAUAGCAAACCUGCUGCCACCACCCCUGCUGCCACCACCAAAGCUGCAACCAAUGCCACUACCAAAGCCCCACAGAAGAGGUCCCCCACUACCGCCAAACAUGCCUCUACUCCCAAAGAAGUAUCCACUGGGCCACACCCUGCUAAUGCAUCCUUUGCCUCUGGCCUCUCAUCCAACCCCUUCUCUGUGCUUGCUGAUGAUGCCAUGUCCGUUGCUGCCUCUGAUGAUGCCACCCCCACCGAAGUAAACAUCCUCCAAGGCUGGUCCCCUGAGCCCCUGCUCCCAUCUCGAGUUGCUGCUGCCAUCCGUUCACUGCACAAAUACUAUGCCUUUGAACUCAACCCCACCUCCGAAGCAGUCAUCACCGACAUCCUCCUUCGAGCAGACAAGGUGUCGCCCCCACCCAAACGCCACACUGCCGUCACCCCCGACCGCAAACCCGCUGCAGCCCGGGCAACUUCCACCUCGAAACUGCCCCUCGCUCCUCCCACCCACAUCACCACUGACACCAGCACCGAUACUGCCAACCAAGUCAUCGCCCAGACCCCGCGCAUGAACCCAGCUCACAUGCACCCCACCACACCACCAUCCCAAAAGCCCUCGGCCCCCACACCCACCUACGACCUCAACCCCAAUGCUCCCUAUGAGAAACAUGGUGGCAGCCUCACCAGACGCCGCUUCACUGGCAUCUACACCCACUCCCAUGACGAAGACACCUCCAACCUUGACAGUGAUGUCAAAUCCAUCGUCCAACUUGCACUUGCCCACCACACUAUCCACUUCCCCGGAGGCAUCCCAUUCAAGCUCUGGGAUAUCACCUUCAAAGAACAGACUGCCUCCGGCCCCAACAAAGCCAACCGCCUCACUAAGUAUGCUGUCACCUUCGUCCCAGCAAUCACCGCUGACCAAUUCGACCCUGAACUGUUCACUGAUGCCUGCAACCUGUUUGUCAACUCCAACAUGCCCGGGCACUCAUCCCAGGACCCACCCUUGGCCCCCGCCCUGGCCAGCAAGGCAUCCCAGCAGCCAUUGACCACAUCUCCCAAGCCUUCUUCCACUACCUCUGCCCCCUCCUUCAACCAGCAAGACCCCUAUGCCCUGUCCAUCUCCACUGAGGAACUCUUCAGCGACCAAGUUGGUAUCCGUGUUGGCUAUGUCUCUGUUCCCAACACCCCCCACGGCGCCAGCGUCCUCUUUCUAUGCACAUCCACCCCUGGGGUGUUUGCCGCCAUCAUGGCAGCAGUCAACCUUGGCGAAGCCAAGAAGAUCCCCUUCCUUUAUGGUGGUGUGCCCCUCACACCCCGCCCCUUCCCGUCACCCAGAGAUAAGGCACCCCUAGUGGCUGGCAUUAAAAGGGCCAUGGCUGCCCUUCACGACCCCCUCCAGCAUGUCUCCCACACCACAACCUCUGUCGUAGUUGCCACUGCAGCUGAUGAGGCAGCACUCCUCGCUGAAACUCCCCACCUGGCAUACCUCACCUACAACUUUGACCCCGGAGACCCCUUUCCAUCCAGCAUCACACUGAUCUUCUGGGCUGACCGCCACCAAAUGCACGUCACCGAACGCAACCUUCGCGCCAUCAUCCCACCCCCCCCGAAACCCAGCCUCGUUGCCCCACCACCACCUCCACCCAAGUCACCAGCUACCCCCAAAUCCCCCUACCUUGUCAAUGGCCUCCCAGCUCACAUGAUUCCACCUCCUCCCAAAGCUACACCCACCCCAACCACACCCAUCACCCAACACUCCCAGUCCCAGUCCCAGCCCAAGCGCCCCCGCGCCACCUCACCCACCACACCUCCCAACUGCUCCCACUGGCCAUCCCGAGGACUCCAUGUCCAUUGACGCGCAGAAUUGCUGAUUGCUGAUUGAUGGUGACUUGUGCGUACCCCCUCCCAAAACCCCAAAUGGCCCCCGCCCAUCUUCACCAACCCCGACUACACCGACCUCCCCGAAAUCAUCUACUGCAUCACCGAAAGCUCCACAGCCAUCAGUGGAUUUGAAACUGCCCGUCAUCUUGUCGCCGAACACUACCCCCAGCACUACAGCCCUUUCAUGCACCUCCUCCUCGACACCCUUGCAGACCAUGGAAC
This is a messenger RNA of Seminavis robusta, 2930 nucleotides long. The record is from the annotation of a GenBank genome assembly. NCBI's taxonomy places the organism in Eukaryota, Bacillariophyta, Bacillariophyceae, Naviculales, Naviculaceae.